Molecule: messenger RNA, 1446 nt
Organism: Triticum dicoccoides
Lineage: Eukaryota; Viridiplantae; Streptophyta; Magnoliopsida; Poales; Poaceae
Exons: 1
Coding region: 1-981 (326 amino acids)
Source: RefSeq, a predicted model, not a curated record
AUGGCCAUGGUGCAGCCGGCGGACAUGGCCGUCAAGGCCAACGAGAUCCUCGCGCGGUUCCGGCCCAUCGCGCCCAAGCCCGCCCUGCCGGCGUCGCCGGUGCAGGCGAUCGACGGCGCCGCCGACCGCGUGCUCUGCCACCUGCAGAACAGGCCGUGCCGGGCAAGGAAGCGCGGGCGCCCGAGCGCCGUGCCGGUGUCCGCGCCGGCCGCUGCCGCCAAGAGGAAGAGGGCGGCGUACCCGGUGCCGCUCCGGUGCGCGGCGGCGGCGGCCACCGACGCGGUGGUGUCCACCGCGAUGAGGGCCUAUGUGUCCGUGCCGGGCAGUGCAUGCAUGCCGUUUGCGUCCCUCCCGCCGGCGACCGCGAGUACCGGCGGGAAUCUGACGAUGCUCUCGACGACCAUGGUGGCGGGCGACGACGAAGAGGAGGAGAGGGACGUCCCCGUGGAGCGCGACCUGCUGCGGAAGCUGCUGGAGCCCAAGGUGAUCUCGCCGCGGGCGAUGCGCCCCGUAGGAUCCACCAUCCACGUCGAAUCCAUCGUCCCCGGCGCCGUCGACGCGACCAGCACCGCCGCCUCGAAGACGGCGGAGGAGGUGGAGGCGGAGGUGGAGACCGACGCGCUCCCGGCGGUCGUCACGGACUCGAGCAACCGCGUCCGGCUGGUGAACGACGCGUACAAGGAGAUGGUGGGCGCGCCCGAGUGCCUGUGGCUCGGCGCGGUGGCCGCGUCGAGGAGGAUCAGCGGGGAGGUGGCGCUGGUGGUGGCCGAGCAGGCGACGCUGCCGGAGUCCCCAGGGGGGUUCUCGUGCACGGCGAAGAUCGAGUGGGAGUGCCGCGGCGGCGAGCGGGCUUCCUUCCAUGCAGCGUGCGACGUCAGCCGGCUGCAGUGCGAGUACAGGCACUACCUCUUCGCCUGGAGGUUUCGCACCGCCGAUGCAUCAUCGUCCGGCAGCAGCCACCGCGCCGGCGGCGACGCAUGAGACACUCAAGACCCCAAGCAGCGUGCGAAACUAAGUGCAUAGGUCAUAGAUUAAGGUGCAUGUUUUGUUACUGUUAAACUACUAGGUUAAGGUGCAUGUUUAGUGGUACUGGUAAACCUAGGUGAACUGUUUCCUUUUUUGGGAAGCCUGCAUGGUGCAUGCCCGGGUUCUAAAGUACAUAUGAUGUUGACCGGACAAUGCAAGGGAAAAAUAUGACGUGUGCUUUAGUCAAUUGCACGUCUGCUGGUGUGUUCUGAGAUAGUGAGCUUCUUGUACUCCGUUUGAUAAUGACUGGUGAUUGCCUACGUAUGUAGGGACAGGGCAGGAUGUACAAAAGCCUAGCCACAGACUGGCAGCAGUCACGAUCUACCUGGCCUUCUUUGCGUGCACUAAGUUGACAAAUAUAGUAUUAGUAGCCAAGAAAUUCUGUGUGAAGGGGAAUUUUACAGGCAAGGCUAAUAACAA